UCCAGCGCAUCACACGUCGCUGGUGAAAAGGCAGAUUGUCACAAAUCUCUUUACCUCAUUUAUACAAUGCAUCAUAAUGUCGCUUCGUGACCACAUCAACACAUCCGAAGUGGCCGCGCUGUUCUUCGAGCCGAAUCAUCCCAAGAGAUUCUUCAAGUACAGUUGACCGAAACCCAUCUCCGUUGAGGUCUCAAUACAACGAUCUGCUAACGGAAAGUGUUAUCGAACUUUUGAACUUUUCCACGUGUUUAUUCCAUUAAUUAUGUUUUCUUAAUCGACUCGCUAUUCACUGCAAUUUAUACCCUCAAAGUGUUAUUAAUUUCAACAACCUUUAAUUUAUAAAAUCGCUAAAAAGUUUUACAAAAUGUUGGAGAAGCCGAAAUACACUCGUAUCCAGUCGUACGGGAGUAUGACGUCAUCGAGGAGCGAUGACGACAUGACUGUGCAUAGCCAAUUGUUCCCAUACCCUAAGAAGAUGGUGGUCGAGAGAGAGAUUCUGUACGAAGAGGAACAUCCACCAUUCCAGCCGCUGUUUGCGACUACUAGAAUCUUCGGGAAGGCGAGAUUCACUUGUCUUAUGGCGCUGUACCUUUGCUUCUAUGUUCUAUAUCUGAUCGCGGGAGCUAUAGUAUUUUCUGCAUUAGAACUGCCCUUCGAGAACGAUAUUCGUGUGAGCGUGUUUCGCGCCAAAGAGGACUUCAUAGCCCGCAACCCGACCGUUUUAGAGGGUGACCUGGAGGCGCUGCUGGAGGAGGUGAUCAAGGCGAGCAACCGCGGCGUGUCCGCCUCCAAGAACGUCACCAGCGGACCCAACUGGAGCUUCGGACAGUCGCUGUUCUUCUCCUCUACGGUCGUCACUACCAUCGGCUAUGGUCACGUGACCCCGCUGUCGAAACCUGGCAAGCUGUUCUGCAUGGUGUACGCGGUGCUCGGCAUCCCGCUGACGCUGGUGCUGCUGUCGGCGCUGGUGGAGCGCCUGCUGCUGCCCGCCACCUCCUUGCUGCGUGCCCUCAACGCUGCUCUCGGCCACCUCUACCGUCCUUUCACCAUACGACUUGUACAUCUCAUGAUUAUCGUGACGACCUUCGUGGUGUUCUUCAUCCUGGUGCCGGCCGCGAUCUUCGCGAGCCUGGAGCCGGAGUGGGACUUCCUGGACUCGCUGUACUACUGCUUCAUCUCUCUCACCACCAUCGGCCUCGGCGACUACAUCCCCGGCGACUCGCCCGACCAGCCCUACCGCCCCUUCUACAAGGUCGCUACCACACUAUACCUGAUCACCGGGCUGACGUUCCUCAUGCUGACGCUGACAGUCUUCUACGACAUCCCGCAACUGAACCUGAGCACGGUGUUCUCCUCGAUGAAGCUGGACGAGGAUCCGGAGAAGAUGCGGCUGAGCGGCUCCGCGGGCCCAGGGUAUGGUUUGGGAGGGCUGGUGAUGCGUGACCACUACGACCAGCGCCGCUCCGUGGUCCACAUCCGACCACACCUCGAUGACAGCCCUAGCCCCGAGGACACCACGCCAGUGCACGCGAGGGACAUCCGCCUACAUUAAAAAAACACUUUUGUCUAUGCUUUCAAUAAACAAAAUUAAUCUUUAUUUGAAUCGAUGUCUAUGACAAUGAAUCAUUAUAAAAUAUUCCUUAUUUUAUUAGAUAAGAAAAUAAUAAUAUCUUUAUUAAAUGUCAUUUUUAAAUCUAUGUGUUUAGAUGUAUAUAGACAAAGGAAUUAACAAUUCCUAAUUAAAGCUAAGUUUUUAAUUAUUUGAUACUGGCAAUAAGACGUGAAUUUUAAUUUUUCGCUAGUAAAAAUCAAAUCCCGGAAUUAUUUUCUUACGGGCUAUCUAAAGUUCUUUUAAUUUUUUUAAAGCGUACUGCAACAUCUAAUUAAAAAAAAUACUAGUUUGGAUAAAAAUACGUGAGAUUUUUAUUUUAGUGUUUUGGUAGCAUAUUACAUUUGUUGCUUUAAAAAAAUCUAAUUAAGGGUUAUUUGAUAGUUUUACGACGAAAGCUUAACCUUAGUUUAUUGUACUUAUGUGUGUAAUAGUGUUUACUUGUCUAUGCUCCCGCGCUCCUGCGUAGUGACAAUUUCCCGCGUAAUUUUAUAGAUAGCAUUUGAUGUCACCUAUUUCGGCCACAGACGGUUUUUAGUGUAAUUUGCAUUUAGUAUAUUUUGUUAGUUACGUAAUAAAUUGUAGCGCAAAUGAAAUUAAUAACAUAUUUUGUUUCAUAUAUCUAUUUUAGAGUAAAUGUUAUAAUUCAAUAAAUAAACCUACUUCAAAGUGAAGCUACCAUAAUGUAUGCCAUUGAAAGUAAUUUUGGAUGAAAACUUUAUUAAACAAAUUUCAUAAAACGAGGGUAUUUGAACAUUAUUUAAUUUCGUAUUGUAACUUGAACUUAGUUCGUGAUAAGACUGAGAAUAAAAAAGUUUUUUCAUUCUAAUUUUCAAAUGUUGAUUUUUCAACAUUCAAGGAAUUUAAAUCAGUAAAUGUUUAAAGUAAAAAGGUCAACAAAGUAUACGCCUUUAAAAGAGAAAAGAAUCUUAAAUAUAUCAAUGGCAUAUCAUAAUAAAUGUUUAUAUUUUUCUCUUAAGUUAUAAAUCAAAAGUAGCCACAUAAUUUUAUAGAUCAAAUAUGUUUGAAAUGAUAUCAGUAAUUGAAAUAAAUUCUAUAUAAAAGAUAGCAAUUUAAUUGAUGUCUAUACGAAUAUAUUAAACAAAAAAUCUAUUAGGAUAGAUAUCAGCUGUAGAAAUAAAAAAUAUUAAGAUUUUUGUUGCCAUAGAUUAACAAAAUUAUUCAGUAAAAUAGAUGUAUUACUAUGCACCAAAUUUAUGUUAAUCAACAUUUUCUAAUACAAAAAAGUAACUUAUGACAAUAUAGUACAUCCUAUAAAAAGUAUCUGAUAUAUUUUCUUAAUUUGCUCCUAUCAAAAUAUGCAAAACAGAAUUAUUUAAAUGGAUAACCUCAAACUGCUGAAAGCAGUAUAACAAUGGAAGCAAAGGUACUUGCAACUUUACAGGGAUCAUGAAAACUCACUAUCAUUUGCUUAUUAUGACCGUAGGUGAUAUAAAUAUAAAAGCCUAUAUUGUAUCUAACUUUAGAGUUUUAUCACGAAAAUAUUUACAAGUAAAAAUUUAUGUAUGAAACUAAAUAGAUUGUAGUGAAUAGCCAAGUUAUAAUAUAAAACGCCAGAGUGGUAGAAUAUUAGACCCAAAUUGAAUGUGUAUAAAUAAA
This is a messenger RNA of Papilio polytes (common Mormon), 3229 nucleotides long. Its product is annotated as potassium channel subfamily K member 1-like. Gene Ontology annotation, molecular function: potassium ion leak channel activity. The coding region runs from base 365 to 1552 and encodes 395 amino acids. The transcript has 5 exons. Gene Ontology annotation, cellular component: membrane. Lineage: Eukaryota; Metazoa; Arthropoda; Insecta; Lepidoptera; Papilionidae. Gene Ontology annotation, biological process: stabilization of membrane potential; potassium ion transmembrane transport. The record is from RefSeq and is a predicted model, not a curated record.